This is a messenger RNA of Andrographis paniculata, 1613 nucleotides long. RefSeq names its product protein LIGHT-DEPENDENT SHORT HYPOCOTYLS 10-like. The record is from RefSeq and is a predicted model, not a curated record. The transcript is spliced from 2 exons. Gene Ontology annotation, cellular component: nucleus. Gene Ontology annotation, biological process: mRNA transcription; response to light stimulus. Lineage: Eukaryota; Viridiplantae; Streptophyta; Magnoliopsida; Lamiales; Acanthaceae. The coding region runs from base 97 to 603 and encodes 168 amino acids.
GUAGAUACAAUACAAAAGGGCCCAUAAAUUGUUUACUGUACAUGAAAUGAAAUGAAAUGAUCUCCAUCUUUCUCCGAUUCCAAAUCCAAUUCAUACAUGGACAACGUCGACAAUUCCUCCGCCGCCGCGAAUCAGCCGCCGCCGCCGCCGCGGCAGCUCAGCCGGUACGAGUCUCAGAAGCGUCGCGACUGGAACACCUUCGGACAGUACCUGAAGAAUCAGCGGCCGCCGGUGCCACUUCCCCACUGCAAUUCCGGCCACGUCCUCGAAUUCCUCCGCUAUUUGGACCAGUUCGGGAAGACUAAGGUUCACUUACAUAGCUGCGUCUUCUUCGGGCAGCCCGAUCCUCCGGCGCCGUGCACCUGCCCGUUGCGCCAGGCCUGGGGCAGCCUCGACGCCCUCAUCGGACGCCUCAGAGCCGCCUUCGAGGAGCACGGCGGCUCGCCGGAGACGAACCCCUUUGGCAACGGCGCGAUCCGUCUGUUCCUCAGGGAAGUGAAGGAUUCUCAGUCUAAGGCAAGAGGAAUUGCAUUUAAGAAGAAGAAGAAGAAGAAGAAGAGAUCACUCAAUUAUCCAUACAAAAUGAAUUCAAAAAUCGAAUGAUUUCGAUAUCAGGUAGAUCGAUCAAGAACAUCGAGUAGUGAGAAAACCCUAAUUUGGAACGAGGUGAAGCACUGUAGAGGGAAAUUAAAGGGGUUCGACUUGAAAGGGAGAUCUUCUGUGUAGUGUACAGUACUGUUUGUGAAUUGACUGAGUUGGAUCAAUUCGAUUUCUCUCUCAAAUAAUGCAAAACGACACUGUUGAUAUAUAUAGUAGUAUCAGACUAAUUUCUUGUUUCCCUAAACUAAACUAAACUAAACUAAACUAUUCCUUCUUUAUAUAUAUAUAUAUAUAUAUAUCAUAUCCCACUCGUUUGUUUUUGGGUCUCUCUCUCUCUUUUUUGGGGAUUUGGGAAGAUCUCCUUGCAGCUGCACCCCCAUCCAUUCAAUGAACUAUUCACUGUAUUCAUCACAAAACUGUGUUCUCUGUGUAUGUAUAGGUAAGUAUAUAAAGAUGAAGUUUUUAUUUGAAAACAUGCAAGCCCAGAUGGGGUUUAAAGGCUGUUGUUUUAGGGACCCAAAAAACUAGUGAGUGGGGUGGGGUGAAGUGUUUUUUACAUGAAAUAGUUCUUGCUGACACUACUACUUGGUCCUUGAAUUAGUCAAUCAGAAUCUAUCUAUCUUAUGCUGUUUAGUUUCUUCAUCAUCAACUCAACUGUGUUUAUGUUUUCUCUAAUCCAAUUUUUGCAAAGAAACUUACUUCAAGACUUGUAUGUGUGCAUUUGUGUUUAUAUAUGAAUUCUAUGAUCUGUUGAUGUUUUACUCAAUUGUGUGUCUAUAUAUCUAUCUAUAUAUAUAUAUAUUAUAUUUGACAAAAAUAUUUUCAUGGGAAUUAAAUCUAACUUGCUUAGGUGAAUGGUCACACACACACACAUAUUUUGUGAUAUCCUUAUAAAUAAUCAAAACUCUUUUUUACUUAUAUUUUUCAAACGUAUUUUUUGUAUAUUAUUAACAAAUAGUUUUUCUCUAAAUAUAUAUAUAUUAUGGCAAAAUUAUUAUCUAUUCGAAAAAUCA